Messenger RNA from Artibeus jamaicensis (Jamaican fruit-eating bat), 4023 nucleotides. RefSeq names its product caspase-12-like. Lineage: Eukaryota; Metazoa; Chordata; Mammalia; Chiroptera; Phyllostomidae. The coding region runs from base 230 to 1561 and encodes 443 amino acids. The transcript has 12 exons. The record is from RefSeq and is a predicted model, not a curated record. Gene Ontology annotation, molecular function: cysteine-type endopeptidase activity. Gene Ontology annotation, biological process: proteolysis; regulation of apoptotic process.
UAUUUCAUCCUGCAGACUUUGUUAUAUCAAAGUGAGAAGACAGGUUUUGCUGUUUUCCAAAGAAAAGAAGCUACAAAUCCAAGGAGUCGAUUUCUACUUUGGCAGAGAAUACAAUUUGAGAAGCUGCAGUUUCCCCAUUUAGGCAACGUGAACACAUGAGUCCACUGAAAUAAGAAAGAAGGUUGCUUUCAUUUUCACUGCUUUGCCUGCCCAGGGAACUGAAGCAGCAAUGGCUGACAAGAGACCUCAAGAAGAUCCUAUCAACAUGAUGAAGUCAAUUGCAAAGAACUUCCUUGAUGACAUUUUUGAUGAUUUGAUGGAAAAGAAUGUAUUAAAUGGACACGAGUUACAAAGAUUAGGGGAAAGAGUGAAACUCAUCGUGGAUAGGACUGAAAGCCUAGUUGAUGAUGUCACUGAGAAAACUGAAAUAGCAGGCAAAAUACUUAUGGACCGGAUCUUCAACACCAAGAGACAACUGAGAUUAAAAUCUCAUCCUGAAAAUGAAGAUAAUGAACCUGAGAACAGUGAAUCUUCUUCCUCAACAGAAUCUGAAAAUGAAAAUGAAGAAAAUGAGGAUGAGCAAAAGGCUGGAUCACGGCAGGCAUUGGCUGUCCCUCCAACAGAAUCUGAAGGUGAAAAUGAAAAUGCUAAACCUGAGGAGCAUGUUGGAUUGUACCAGGCAUCAGCUCUACCUAUGACAGCUCUCCUGGAAACCCAGGCUUCCCAACCUAAUCAUAAGUUAAAGCUUUGUCCUCCUGAUCUUCUGCAUGAACUGAAGACAAAAAAGGCAGAUGAGAUAUACCCAGUAAUGGAGAAGGAGGGCAGAACACGCCUGGCCCUCAUCAUCUGCAACAAAGAAUUUGAUAAUCUUCAUAACCGAUAUGGUUCUGAAGUCGAUCUUUUGGGGAUGCAAGACCUACUUGAAAACCUUGGAUACUCAGUGGUUGUAAAAGUGAAUCUUACAGCUCUGGAAAUGGAAAGAGAACUAUUACAGUUUGCUGCCCGGCGAGAACACCAAUCUGCGGACAGUACAUUCUUGGUGUUUAUGUCUCACGGCAUCCUGGAAGGAAUCUGUGGGAUAAAGCACACAGAACAAGAGCCAGAUAUACUUCAUGAUGAUACAAUCUUCCAGAUUUUCAACAACCGUAACUGCCAGAGUCUAAGAGACAAACCCAAAGUCAUCAUCAUGCAGGCAUGCAGAGGCAGAGGUGAUGGGACUGUUUGGAUAACUGACAUGGGAAGAGCUUCUGCAUAUAGAUAUGACCAUACCUUACAGUGUUACAUCUGGAGUGAUGCGGUUACAAAGACCCAUGUAGAGAAGGACUUCAUUGCAUUCAAAUCUUCAACUCCACAUAAUAGUUCUUGGAGAAUGGGUACAAAUGGCUCUCUCUUCAUUUACCAAAUUAUCCAGCACUUCAAAGAAUAUUCUUGGUGUCAUCAUUUGGAGGAGAUUUUUCGAAAGGUUCAGCGUUCAUUUGAGAAACCAAGUGUGCUGGCUCAGAUGCCCACAAUUGAAAGAGUGUCCAUGACACGGUAUUUCUACCUCUUCCCUGGCAAUUGAAGCUCUUAUGAAACUUCUCAGAAAAAAAAUGAAGGCAUUCUGGUCUCUACUUUUUUAGUAAAGAAUAUAUUACUUUAAAAGGUGAUUUUUUUAAUGAAGAAUAUCUGUACGGAGACUUGACUUGUGGUGGUGAACAUACGAUACAGUAUAUGGAUGAUGUAUUGUGGAAUUGUGUGCCUGAAACCUAUUUAAUUUUGUUAUCUAGCAUUACAAAAUACAUUUCAGUACAAACAGAAAAAAGAGAAUUUUUCAUACCAAACUCCUAAUUGCCCACUCUCUACAAAUACCAGGCUGAAGUCAUUAUCACACUGUUUUUGAGUUAAUGUUCAACAAAAUUCCUUUAAAAGUAUGCUUGCCUUCUCAAUUUAUCACAAAGAUAAUUCAUACUCACUGAAAAACAACAUUUAAGCAUAGAGACACAUAAAAAGAUUUUUAAUGAAGAAAUAAAACUUAAACUUUUUGUAACUCUACUUGUUAAAAAAUUCAACUAAUUUUUAUAAGAUUUUCUUAAUUUUGGACAAUCAGUUCUGUAUGUUUUCAGGACAACCCUCACUAAUCACAGUAAAAAAUGCCCUAAAUAUUAUUUUUGAUUUUGUAAUAUUCCAUCAGGCAUUAUAACAUAUAUUAUUCAAAUUUCACUUACUUUUUUCCUAUUCUUUUUUAAUUUCUUUUUUAUUGUUGUUCAAGUACAGUUUUCUGCCUUUUCUCUCCACCCCAGCUCAACACCCCAAACCUUCCCACCUUCUCCUGUUUCCAUGCCCCUUUGCUAUUUUCCAUGUGUGCUUUAUAUAAAUUUUACUUACUUUUUAAAAACUCCUCACCCAAGGAUACAUUUAAUGAUUUUAGAAAGAGAGGAAGCAGGGAGGAAGGUGGGAGAGGGAGAGAGAGAGAGUGAAAUAUGGAGAGGAGAGAGAGAAGCAUCAUUGACAUUAGAGAGAAACAUUGGUUGCCCUGUUCACACCCCAACCAGUGAUUGAACCUGCUGGCUUUUGGUGUACAGGACAAAGUUCAAACCAACUGAGCUACUCAGCCAGGGCUAAACUUUACUUACUUUUAGUGUCCUUUGAAAUAUUUAUUUUCUAUACACUGUGUGAUGAUGAAUAUUUUUAUACUUUUAAUUUGUCUAAGUAUGUUUAUUUUCAUAUAUUUCUAAAAGUGGAAUUUCUAGAUGUGGGUAUAAAAUACUUUUACACAUUUUACUGUCAAAAAUUUAUGCCAAAUUAUAUGCACAUAAAAUAUCUAAGAUAGUGACUGACAAAAAAUUAAAAGUCUGUUUAACAAUUUACUAUAGUAAUAGAUGAAAAUAGUAAAUUUCAUUGACAUUUUUAUUAUUAUUGGAUUUUUAGCAUUUUUAUUUUUUAUGUGAAUUAUUAAUUUGUGUUUUCUUUAUGUUGUUACAUGUUUUAUGCAUUUUUAAAUUAAUUUUUGUAAGAACUUUCUGUUUAAUAACAUUUCAGUUAAUGGUCAUAUGUUAGCAAGUGUUUUUUGUUAGUUUGGUAAUAAAUUUCAUGUAUGAUGUAUGUAAAACAUGCAGAUUUUUAGUAAUUCUUUUACAUUUGUUCUUCUUUGCUUCUAUUUUUUAAAUUUAAAUACUUUACUAUUCCAUCUAUAAUUUUUAAAAAUUGUUUCUAAGAUUUGUUUAAUACUUCUCUAAAAUAUAUGUAAGUUCUUUGCUGUGAACUAUGGAUUUUUAUUAUUAAGGAUAUUAUUGAUUUAUACCCUAAGAACCUUGAAACAUCAAUUCAAAAAAACCUAUGCACCCCAUUGUUCAUAGCCGCACAAUUUACAAUAGCCAAGUGCUGGAAGCAACCUAAGUGCACAUCAGUAAAUGAAUGGAUCAAACAGUUAUUUUACAUUUAUACAGUGGAAUGCUAUGCAGCAGAAAGAAAGAAGGAGCUCCUGCCCUCUGCAACAGCAUGGAUGGAACUGGAAAGCAUUAUGCUGAGUGAAAUAAGCCAGGUGGUGAAAGACAAAUACCAUAUGAUCUCACCUAUAAGUGAAACCUAAUCAACAAAACAAACAAACAAGCAAAAUAUAGGCAGAGACAAUGAAAUUAAGAACAAACUGACAGUAACCAGAGGGGAGGUGGGACGGGAUAAUGAAGGGGAACGGAGAAAGGAUUUUCAGGAACAUGUAUAAAGCCAAGCAUGGACAAAAACAAAGGGGAGUAAGAUCAAGGGUGGGAAGUAGGGAUGGCUGAGGUGGGGAGGUGGGGGUAAGAAAAUGGAGAUAAUUGUGCUUGAACAACAAUAAAAAAUUAAUUAAAAUAAUAAAUAAAACUAAGUGCUGAUAAAAAGGAUAUUAUUGACUUUUUAAGGAGUGUAAAUAUAUACUACAUAAAUCAUUUGUCAUUUACUUACAGAUGCAACAUUGUCUUACAGAUGCAACAUUGUCUUUAACAUGAACAUUACUGGGCUAUUUGUUUUUGGAGAAUAUAAAUAAAGGUACUAGAUUUUAGUAUA